AUGGAUGUCCUUUCCAACAAUGGUACCGUCGGCUGGCUAUCCGGGCCCAACACGCGGGGGACGAUGGACAUUAUCUGGUCAUCUUUAUUGACGGUUUUUUUGUGUACUUGGACCGCGAUAUGUCUAAAUCUUCCUGGUCCAAAAGAUAGUCAGUUCCAAAUCUUUUGUCGUCGGGCGAAGUGGAUGUUUUGGGCGAUUGUCUCCCCGGAGUUGGUCCUUUCCGUUGCUAUCGGUCAACAUGCCUCAGCACGGCGAUCUGUGAAGCGUUUCCGCAAGUUGGGAUUGAAUGAAGACAGAUGGACACUUCGGCAUGGUUUCUAUGCCGACAUGGGCGGGAUGCUCCUUCAGCCUAGAGACAGCACGCCAUUUUUAGUCAACAGCCGUCAAUUGGCGUAUCUGGUCGAGAAGAAGUACUUGGAAUGCCCGCAGAUUACACAGAGUGAGAUAUGGGACAAGUCAAAAACGGAUACACUCGCGAGACUGCUCAGUUUGGGGCAGGCCACUUGGCUGAUGAUCCAACUCUUUGGUCGCUUUAUUCUUAAGCUUCCGACUACUACGCUCGAACUGUCUGCGGGUGCUAUUGUGAUAUGCACUUUUGGAACCUUUGUUUGCUGGAUGCACAAGCCAAGCGAUGUACACACCGGCAUUGUACUUAGCAUGGAGGUAAGCACAGCCGAGAUUCUCCUCGAUGCGGGUGAUGUCGCCGCUUCACCUUACCGUCAUACACCUCUCGACUUCAUCGCCAAACAGUCGUUCACUUGUGGUUACGACGUGAUGGGAUUUUUUGGUCUACGUCUUGAUGAUCGGGAAAGGCCCUUGCGACGCUUUCCAAAUGAUCGAUUCCCGGACAUCGGGACGCUUGAGAAAUUCUCACUGUUCUGUUUAACCACAGCAUUUGCUUCCUUCCAUCUCAUAGGAUGGUAUUUUAUCUUUCCAUCCCGAGUCGAGAGGCUUCUUUGGCGUAUCUCAAGCUCUAUUGUAACGGCUGCAACUGUUUUAUAUUGGAUUUUCGAAACAAUUGCCGCUCGUCAGCGCUUUGGCAGAUGGGACAAAUAUCUGGUCUGGCUGCGGCUCAAAAGGCCAACACCGCAGCAAAAGGUCGAUGCGAUGGCUACUUUGGCACGGCAGGAUACUGUCAGUCGUCUAGAUGCUUUUGAAAAAGAGCAAAGGGAGGCGAAACCUAUCUUAGGUUGGGAAAUCGGUAUUAUUGUUCCCGUCAUCUUCCUGUAUGCUAGUGCACGGGGAUAUAUGAUUGUCGAAGUUUUUGUUAGUCUACGACAGCUCCCCAUAGGGGCAUUCACAACUUUUGAAGUUGCGGACAUGCUACCUCAUUGGUGA
Molecule: messenger RNA, 1338 nt
Organism: Penicillium canescens
Lineage: Eukaryota; Fungi; Ascomycota; Eurotiomycetes; Eurotiales; Aspergillaceae
Exons: 1
Coding region: 1-1338 (445 amino acids)
Source: RefSeq, a predicted model, not a curated record